GUUAUUGCAUUCUGGGAUGUGGCUGACAUAAGACUAUGGCGACUCUAUCCUCUGUGUUCACUGAGAAGGAAAAGACAAACUGGCUGAAGGCGUGGCUAAUAAUUGACUUUGCAAAGUCUGGUUUAGAACAAUUUGUGGGGAGCGAGGCUAUCACCUUUCACGCAAACAUAUACAACACUGUUUGGUUAAGUAUUCAGUCGCGUACCACGUGUUCAGGGUGUCACACUGCAAAGUUGGUGAAAUGCCCAACACGAGGCGUAUGCAAUAAUCGAGGAGCAAAUAACACAUGUAAAUCAAUGCAUGAUACCUUGGCAAAACAACCACGACCAUGUCCUGUUAAUGUGUGUAAUAAAGUCCAUGACGAGAUAGUUAAGCAGCAUAAAUUUAACAAACCGUCAUGGAAGAAUACGAUGGCGCAACAAUGGACAGCAAAUCCAUGGCAAUUGGCCAAGGCAUAUUUUCCUCCAGACGGAUAUGCCGGAAAUACUUCAGUUCAAGAUACAGACUUCAACGGAAUCAUCAGUUUUAUGAUGAACUGCAAACAUUUUGACAACAAGUUUUCAUUCCCAAUAGCUCCAGGAAAACACAAUCCUCCAUGUGUGCUGACAAAAGCGCGAGAAAUUGGCAGAACGGUCCGUCCUUCAUCUUAGUGUAAAGUCACAGACACAGAUCUCCAAGACAUUUUCAUAACAAUGACAAGCUUGCUGACAGACCCAGUGUGUCUAACACAUGACGUCGCUGCACAGGAGGCUGUGAAGAAACUAGCAGAGCUGGAAAAGGACGCAUUAAAGAUAACCACAGAGGAAAUGAUUCAUUUACUAGACGCGGCUCAAGAUACACUAAAGAAAGCUAAAAAUAUUGCUGAUAAAUUUUUGGAUGAGAUGCAGAUUCAUCUUGAACAGUGUAGAAAGGAGCUUAAUUCACACACGGACAAAUGUAAAAAGACACUCGAUGAGCACACUGCCAAAUGUACAAAUGCUAUAGAUGAACAUAUUAGUAAGACUGCGGAAUCGGCCUACGAGCAAUCUUGUGAAGACUUUCUCGGAAGGUUAAUACAGUUCUAUAUGAAAACAAAGAAUACUGUGUCUGUUUCACCUCUAUGGGAGGGUCGUGACAAAACCAUCUGGGAUGUCUUUGUGCAACCGAAAUUGAGCCAUCUUACAAUCGAAAAAAAUGGAUCUCGAAAGAAAACAGACACCGUGAUAAACCAAUAUAAAGAAAUAUUUUAUAAAGACAAGAAACUUAAUGGUCGUGUGUUUGUUCAAGGAGAACCCGGAAAUGGUAAAUCUACAUUCCUCACCAAGCUUGCGCUUGACUGGUGCGAGGCGGUGUAUUUACACACUCCUGGACACAAAGCUACAUUUACUGAUGUUGAUACCUUCCAUAAGUUCAAGUUUCUAUUUCAUUUAUCUCUAAGAGAUGCAACUUGUCAACAGCAUGAGGUGAUAGAAAUGAUCAAAACACAAAUUAUCGACAUGAUUUACACCGGUGAUAAACGCGAAGAAGUAUUCAAUCUCUUACAACGAAUCAUGGAAAAAGAGACAUGCAUUGUAACUCUGGAUGGUUUGAACGAGUGGACAUAUCAGAUGAAGACAUAUGUUUUACCUUUCAUGGCAAACUGUCAUACACAUUGCUUAUUGUUAAUAUCAACGCGACCAUGGAGAAUGGCGGACGAAAGAAUCAAGGAUUCUGAAAUUGACACGCUAUUAGAAAUUGAAGGAAUUACUGAUCCAGAAGAGCUAACAAAACUCAUAAUAAUUAGUCUUCAAAUUGGUAAUGACAAAACACACGAUCAAUUCAUGAAGUACGUUAUUGAACAUCAAUUAAUGCCGUUUAUGACGUCACCAUGGCUUCAGACGCUGCUUGUCAGUUUGUGGAUGAACAAUAAGGCAUUAAGUUGUUCAUUGACAGAAAUAAAUUGCAUUCUAUUGGAUCUUCUCUUUAAGAAGGCAAAUGCAAGAGAAGGCUAUUUUAUAGAAGGAACUUCCAUUCCGUGUUUAUUUAAUACAAGGUAUAUUAAGCCGCAUGUCGAUAUAUUUAAUAGCCUUGCCGCGGUUGCUUUUAAAUUAACGUAUGCAUCCAUAAAAUCUCUAGUGUUUACAAAAUGUGACUUAUCGAGUUACAUGUUCAAAGAACAAAUAGAAUUCUGUCUCAAUGCUGGUGUGUUGACGCAAAGGUACAGGCCCGGCAAAGCAUCAAAUGAUUCGCAGUUUUCAUUUGUUCAUGAGACUGUUCAGGAAUUCUUCGCUGCAUUUCAUAUAGCAAAUUCAAAGGAGGAUAUUCUAUCAAGAGUCCUGCUCGAAAAUAAAUAUGAUGUUUUAGAACUGAGCCAGUCAGUUAUUUAUCUUUGCGGGCUUGACUGUGAGAAAGCUAAUAAACUGAUAAAACACUAACGAAGAGUUUCUCGAUCAUGUUAAUCACGGACUGAGCAUGUAUAUUAUGAGAUUUUUUCAGACGAAGAACUUAUCAUUAUUUGGAACAGACAAUUACAGAAUGGAAAAUAUUUUAAAAUCAAAACAUAAUCCGAGAGAAUAUGGUUCACGUUGUCAGGCUGUAUCAGUCUUAUUCCAGCACAUGCUGAUCAAAGGGUACUGUGAGGCUAAAGCCAGUGGGCAGAAGGACAUUUUUCUGAAGUGUAGGGACUACACAUUCCAUUCAGAUCUCAAUGAGACAGAAUCAAACACACUGCUUGAUAUUCUUAUGUUAAACAAGUCAGAUGUACGGACACUUAUAGUAGAAAGAAAUAGGUUACACAUAAGCAAAGUCUUUGAAGUCAUUCAACAGUCCAUGCAUUGUCUUAAGCGCGUAAUGACGAGGCUGACUCCGAAAAUCAACACAAUAUUACAUAAUUUGAGAAUACGGGAGCUGUAUUUUAUUGAAAAAAUCGACGUUUCGUCAUUUUCUAUUGUACUUCCAACAUUGCGCAAGUUAAGGUAUUUAUACAUAGAACAUUCAACUUUUAUGGACGAAAUAGUUCUUCCUAGUACAGUUCAACAUAUUUGUUUGUUCAAGUGUGCAUUCACUGCCUUGUUUUUUCGACGGUUUAUGAUAGAUUUAUCGUCUUUAAAACACAAAGUUUGGUGUGAGUUCAUUGGUGUGGAUGUAAUGGAUUACAAUACGCAUCUACUUCAAACAGAGUUUAUGUCCAGCGUAGAAGUCCUCGGCACGGGUUCAAAUGUACGUAUACCUGAAUUGAGGUCUGAACUAUUGUUAUGCGACAUGGCGAAGAUAACUAUAGUGGUGAAAACUUGCAGUGUCGAUCUGUUUGAACAAUUUCGCGAUACAAGUAUAGGAGUUUUACAUCUCAGAACUGCUGAGUGUGCCUCGUUUGCUUCAAGAAUUAUACCCACACUUAACAAGUUAACAAAGCUUCAGUUAUGGGGGACAUAUACGGGAAGAUUCGAUCUAAAGCUCCCUGAUUCUUUACAGUUUAUAAUUCUGGAGGAAGGCGAAUGUUCGUCUGAGUGGCUUUGCGGCAUGCUGAUCACGCUGUCUUCAAUAGACCAUCAUGUCACUUGUGCGCUCGGUGAUGUUGAAUUGCAGUCAAGUACAAAAGCCCGUGGCACAGAUUCAGCAAUACAUGGACCAGACAUGCGGUCUGAAAUAUUGUCAUGCGACAUGUCUAAGAUGACUAUAUUUGUUAAAACUGGCAGUGUGGAGCUGUUCGAACAUUUUCGCGAUACAAGUAUAGGAAUUUUAAGUCUCAGGACUGCUGAGUGUGCCUCGUUUGCUUCAAGAAUUAUACCCACACUUAGCAAGUUAACAGAAAUUCAUUUAUGGGGGACAUAUACGGGAAGAUUCAAUCUCAAGCUCCCUGAUUCUUUGCGGUUUAUAUUUCUGGAGGAAGUCGAAUGUUCAUCUGAGUGGCUUUGCGGUAUGCUGAUUACGCUGUCUUCGAUAGACCAUCCCGUCACUUAUAAGUUAUGGGGUGUUAAAUUGCAGUCAAAUACAAAAGCCCGUGGCACAGAUUCAGCAAUACAUGGACCAGAGAUGCGGUCUGAAAUAUUGUCAUGCGACUUGUCGAAGAUGACUAUAAUUGUUAAAACUGGCAGUGUGGAGCUGUUCGAACAUUUUCGCGAUACAAGUAUAGGAAUUUUAAGUCUCAGGACUGCUGAGUGUGCCUCGUUUGCUUCAAGAAUUAUACCCACACUUAACAAGUUAACAGAAAUUCAUUUAUGGGGGACAUAUACGGGAAGAUUCAAUCUCAAGCUCCCUGAUUCUUUGCGGUUUAUAUUUCUGGAGGAAGUCGAAUGUUCAUCUGAGUGGCUUUGCGGUAUGCUGAUUACGCUGUCUUCAAUAGACCAUUCUGUCACUUGUGCGCUCCGUGAUGUUGAAUUGCAGUCAAGCGUGGAAGCCCUCGGCACGGGCUCAAAUAUAUGUAUACCUGAAUUGAGAUCUGAACUAUUGUUAUGCGACAUGGCGAAGAUAACUUUAUAUGUGAAAACUGGAAGUGUGGAUCUGUUUGAACAAUUUCGCGAUUCAAGUAUAGGAAUUUUGCAGCUCAGGACUGCUGAGUGUGCCUCGUUUGCUUCAUUUAUUAUACACACACUUAACAAGUUAACAAAGCUUCAAUUAUGUGGGACAUAUACGGGAAGAUUCAAUCUCAAGCUCCCUGAUUCUUUGCGGCUUAUAAUUCUGGAGGAAGUCGAAUGUUCAUCUGAGUGGCUUUGUGGUAUGCUGAUCACACUGUCUUCAAUAGACCAUCCUGUCACUUGUGCGCUCUGUGAUGUUGAAUUGCAGUCAAGUACAAAAGCCCGUGGCACAGAUUCAGCAAUACAUGGACCAGACAUGCGGUCUGAAAUAUUGUCAUGCGACAUGUCGAAGAUGACUAUAAUUGUUAAAACUGGCAGUGUGGAGCUGUUCGAACAUUUUCGCGAUACAAGUAUAGGAAUUUUGAAGCUCAAUACUGCCGAGAGUGCAUCAUUUGCCUCAACGAUUUUACCCACACUUAAAAAGUCACAGGUCUUCAUUUAUGGGGGACAUAUACGGGAAGAUUUGAUCUAAAGCUCCCUGAUUCUUUGCAGUGUAUAAGUCUGGAUAAAUGCAAAUGUUCAUAUGAGUGGCUUUGUGGUAUGCUGAUCACGCUGUCUUCAAUAGACCAUCCUGUCACUUGUGCGCUCUGUUAUGUUGA
Dreissena polymorpha is the source of this 5131-nucleotide messenger RNA. RefSeq lists its product as uncharacterized. The transcript has 4 exons. The coding region runs from base 2431 to 5004 and encodes 857 amino acids. Lineage: Eukaryota; Metazoa; Mollusca; Bivalvia; Myida; Dreissenidae. The record is from RefSeq and is a predicted model, not a curated record.